UGUGUUCUGGGCUGAAUGAGAGACUGCAGCCACGAGACUGCUCGGCGCAUUGCAGAGCCAAACACAACACAGCAAAACAGAGGAGAGAGCAGCUCUGCACUAACACCUCCAAUACCCACUGACACAUACACACACGUAUACCAUGAGAAACAACACCCGCCUGCUGUUCAGCCUCUGGAGAAGAUGAGACCAAGUGAAGGAUCCAAAAGAAAAGGCAGACUGGGAGGCUUCUCUUUGUGAACAGACGGAACGGCCCCGGCGUCAUCUGAAGGAGGAGGGGCUGCUGGCUGCUGUUGUCUUUUCCUCACCAAAUCACGUGAGACGGUCCUCGUCCGGUAACCAUGGCAACCAGCACCGGUCCAGCCUGCAUCUCACAGUGGUGAGGAGGAGGAUCCGAGAGAGAAAGGUAUAGAGGAAGAGAGGGAGCGAGGGAGCAAGAAGAGAAAGCUCUACAAACACAAACCCCGUGCCCUGCAGCUGUCACGGAUAUUCCCACAGAUGAAGAUGUCUGAAGCAGGGAGUUGAACCUGUAAAACACAGACUCUGACUAAGUGGGCCAAGGGCAGUCCCAUAAUCCCCUGCGUGGGGUGAGGGAUCAUGGGAGAUGGAGGCGUUAGUGCAGCGGGAGAGGGGAUCAAUCAGUCCCAUGUGCUGUUUGACCGCUUUGUUCAGGCCACCACCUGUAAAGGCACCCUUAAGGCCUUUCAAGAGCUGUGUGAUUUCCUGGAGCUCAAGCCCAGCGAGUACCGAGUCUUCUACCACAAACUCAAGUCCAAGCUCAACUACUGGAAGGCCAAAGCACUAUGGGCCAAACUAGACAAACGUGCAAGCCACAAGGAAUACAAGAAAGGCAGAGCCUGCGCCAACUCUAAGUGUCUGAUCAUUGGAGCAGGACCAUGUGGGUUGCGCACAGCUAUCGAGCUUUGUUUUCUGGGAGCCAAGGUGGUGCUGUUGGAGAAGAGAGACGCUUUCUCCCGCAACAAUGUCCUCCACCUUUGGCCCUUCACUAUUCAAGAUCUUCGGGGACUUGGUGCCAAGAAGUUCUACGGAAAAUUCUGUGCAGGAUCCAUAGACCAUAUCAGUAUUCGUCAGUUACAGCUCAUGCUGCUGAAAGUAGCUCUGAUUCUGGGCAUCGAGAUCCAUGUCAACGUGGAGUUCAAAGGCCUCAUCGAGCCGCCAGAAGAUCAGGAGAACGAGAGGAUAGGCUGGAGAGCUGAAGUUCAUCCCAGAACACAUCCUGUCAGUGAGCUGGAGUUUGACGUCAUUAUCGGGGCAGAUGGGAGGAGAAACACAUUAUCAGGUUUUAGAAGGAAAGAAUUCAGGGGCAAACUGGCCAUCGCCAUCACGGCCAACUUCAUCAACCGCAACACUACAGCAGAGGCUAAGGUAGAAGAAAUCAGCGGAGUGGCCUUCAUCUUCAACCAGAAGUUCUUUCAGGACCUUAGGGAAGCCACAGGGAUUGAUCUGGAAAACAUUGUCUACUAUAAGGAUGACACACACUACUUUGUAAUGACCGCCAAAAAGCAGAGUCUGCUGGACAAGGGCGUCAUUCUGCACGACUAUGUGGACACAGAGAUGCUUCUGUCCAGGGCUAACGUGGACCAAGCAGCUCUGCUGUCCUAUGCCAGAGAGGCAGCCGACUUCUCCACCAAUCACCAGCUGCCCACGCUGGACUUUGCCAUCAACCAUUAUGGGCAGCCUGAUGUGGCCAUGUUUGACUUCACCUGCAUGUACGCCUCAGAGAAUGCAGCGCUUGUCCGCCAGCGCAACGGCCACCAGUUACUGGUAGCGCUGGUGGGAGACAGCCUUCUAGAGCCAUUCUGGCCGAUGGGGACUGGCAUUGCUCGUGGCUUCCUGGCAGCCUUAGACUCUGCGUGGAUGGUGAAGAGCUGGGCUCAGGGUGCCUCUGCUCUGGAAGUUCUAGCAGAAAGAGAGAGUAUCUACCGACUGCUCCCGCAAACUACCCCUGAGAACGUUAGUAAGAACUACAGUCAGUACACUGUGGAUCCCACCACACGCUACCCCAACAUCAGCCUCCAUCUACUCAGACCCAACCAGGUACGGCAUCUCAUAGACACUGGAGAGAACAGGGAAAUUCGUAUUGACAUGGAGAAUGUGGUCAAUUCUUCGACUCCCAAAAUCACAAGAAAUGAACUUCUGCUUGAGAAACAGUUGCAAGAGUCCAUUGCACGCUCUAGCAAGCUUCUGAACUGGUGUCAGAGGCAGACGGAGGGCUACAGAGGGGUCAGUGUGUCUGACCUCACUAUGUCCUGGAAGAGUGGCCUGGCUCUCUGUGCACUCAUUCACCGCUACAGGCCGGACCUCAUUGACUUUGAAUCCCUGGAUGAGAAGGAUGUGGAGAAGAAUAACCAGUUGGCAUUUGACGUGGCUGAGAAGGAGUUUGGAAUAUCGCCCAUUAUGACAGGGAAGGAGAUGUCCGUUGUGGUGGAGCCAGACAAACUCUCCAUGGUCAUGUACCUCACCCAGUUCUAUGAGAUGUUCAAGGACACUGUGCCUCCUGGUGAAAACCACAACCUGAGUCCAGAGGAGAAAGCUGCGCUGAUAGCCAGCACAAAGUCACCCAUCUCCUUCCUCAGCAAGCUGGGCCAGAGCAUCAACAUCUCAAGGAAACGCAAUCCAAAGGAUAAGAAGGAGAAGGAGAUGGACGGAGUAGGGAAGAGGAGAAAGACAAGUCAGGCUGGCCAGUCCGAAGAUGAGGAGCUGCAGCGAGGGGUGCGUGAUGAACGACCUUCCAUAGCCACAGCCCUGACAGAGCGUAGAGUUGACACCACUGCAGCGGCUAACAAUAACAAGGUGAAGUCAAUGGCCACCCAGCUGCUGGCCAAGUUUGAGGAGAAUGCCCCAGCACAGUCCACUGGGCUCAAGAGACAGGGGGACUCCAUGCCUAAUCUGGGGCUUUUGUCACCCCCUUCCCCACCCCCCGCUGCUCUGAAAGAGCCUGUGCGCCUGGCUCCUGUGCCUGCGUGGAGAAAGGCCAGCAGGAGCGGCGAUGGCCUGCGAAGCUGCCCUAAGAAAACCAUUCUGCUCUCUUCUUCUCCUCCUUCAUCCUCUUCAUCCUCCUCUCCACCGCUCUCUCCACACACACAGAAGGGUUUUCACCAGUUUAAGGUGAAUGAGCAUAAUGAUGUGGAGGAAGGCACUACCCAGGACCAUCUCUCACUGUCUUACAGGGAAACAGGAUCGUGGCCCACAGAAGUGUCUGAGCCUGUCUAUGCUUCUAGCAUUCAGGAGAGAGCAGAAACACUAGCUACUAAAUUUACAAGGCAGCCUCACAAGCCUGACAAGCCCAAGCCUAUGAAAAAGCCCUCCCGCUUAUUUCUAGAGCAGUGGCUGCUGACCCACGGGCUGACCCCCUCCUAUCCCCCUGAUCCCCAGCAGCAGGAGAGCCAGAUAUUGUGCUCUGAUGAACAAGUGCCUUUACACAUCCCCAGCAUCCAGGAACGAGCAGAGAAGUUAGCCUCUCUAUUUAAAGACAAGCCAGCUAGGCCCAAGCCUAAGAAAAAACCCUCGCCUUUCUUUAUUGAGCAGUGGCACAGAGUGCGUGAGCUGCCCUCAGACAGCCCGCUUCCCUCUCCUGCCUCACUCCGACAGCGAUAUGUAAAGAUGUAUACAGGGGGAGUGAGCUCACUGACUGAGCAAAUAGCCAGUCAGCUUCAAACCCAGGAGGACUCCAGGCCCCCUCUUGAGAAAAGGGAUUUGGGUUCCUUGCGGAAGGAGUUUCCACAGAACAUUGGGGGAAGUGAUGUGUGUUUCUUCUGCCGAAAGCGCGUAUAUGUGAUGGAGCGCCUGAGUGCAGAGGGAAAGUUCUUCCAUCGCAGCUGCUUUAAGUGUGACUACUGCGGCACCACUCUGCGCCUCUCCUCCUACGCCUUCGAUGUGGAGGAUGGGAAGUUUUACUGUAAGCCGCACUACUGUUACCGCUUGUCCGGACAGGCCCAGAGGAAGAGGCCUGCCCCUGCCGCUGCUCCUCUCCACUUAAAGGAGCCCCAGGCCCCAGCGGUACCUCCAGUCACUGUGGAUGCCCCUGGCCGAGCGGCGGCUGCUCAGCCCCCUGUGGAGUGCCGGCCCUCAGUUCCAGAAGUGAACGGAGUGGCCGAGCCCAGCCUGGCCAAGCGUCUGAAAGGGACCCCUGAGCGAAUUGAGCUGGAGAAUUACCGACUUUCUAUGCAACGUGAGGAGGAACUUGAGGAGGUUCCUGAGGAGACACUAGCAGAACAUAACCUCAGCAGUGUGCUGGAUAAAGGGACGGAUGUAGACGAAGGCUCCAGUAGCUCAGAGUCUGACAUGGAAGAGGAGGAUGAGGAGCUGGAGCCAGCAGCACCUUCUGAUCUGGGGGGAGUUCCAUGGAAAGAAGCCGUGGAACUCCAUGCCAAACUGAAGGGUGGGAGCGAUUCUGGGGCAGGCAGGCAAGACGGAGAUCAGAGGGAAGGAGAGUUGGAAGGAGAGGAUGAGGAAGAUGAGGAAGAUGAAGAUGAGGAGGAAGAAGAAGAAGAGGAAGAGGAAGAAUCAAGUGACGACGGGGAGUAUAACCCUUGGGAGAGGGAGCUCCAGUCAGGUGUAUGGCUGGAGAACCUCAUUACUGAAGAGGAUACGGGUACUUUUAAAGCAAGGAACCUGCAGAUCCAGCAAGUCCUGCAGCCAGUGGACCCCCUUGUCCCUCUGGUGGAUAUGCAGGUGGACGGGGACAAGGAGGCCAACUCAGCCUCGGUUUCGCAGCCCUCAGUCCCAAGCCAAGCCACCCAGCCUGCGUCCAGCACAGCCCCUUCCCACACGUCUGUGCGGCACGAGGCUGUCAGGGCCUGGCUGGACUCUGUGUCUGGAGAGCCCUGUGAAGAGGAGGAUGACCCGGAUGCUGAGGCGGAGAGUCCAGACAUCGAGCCUGGCACUGAGCUGGACGAAGACGACAUCCCUUCAGAUGCAGAGGCUGAGGCUCGAUCACAUAGUGUUGAUGCAGAGCCUCUCCCGGUGCACGCUGGCAAGCCAGAGAGCAUCGAACAUGUUCCCAAAAAGGAGCAUGUCUCUGCUGGUCCAAGGGAAAUCAUUGUGGAUGUAAUUCUUUCUCCAAUACAAAAACCUACGCCAUCUGAGGAGAUCAUAGAGAAACCUUCCCCGGUGCUGAUAAAAUCUCCAGGCACACGUUUUUUCCCUGAACCCUUUCUGCCUGAUGAUGUCCAACCACACAUGCCACCUUCAUCGGCUCCAGAGGUUAAAAGCCCUAAUACCCCUGUUGCUGUGGCAUCCCCCAUUCGCUCCCAACCAGUGCCCCUACCCGAAACAAUCAGCCCAAAGUCCCCCGUCCAGCUUGAGCCAUGUGCCUGCUCACCUUCAGGCAACCCCUUGUCCCCGAUUUGUGCUCAACCACUACCAUGCCAGGAGCCUUCCUCGCCCCUGUCCAUGGACUCUCCUGUGAGGACUCAGCCAGUCCCUGCUGUAACCUCCACGCCUUUGGCCAAACCCACUUCGGUGGAGAAGAGAACGACUGAACCUCUAAAAGCACAGGACUCAAUAGAGGAGACACCGGUCAAGAAGACGGAUAUUAUUGAAGAGUUCUGGCUGAAGAGCGCUGAGAUUAGGAGGAGCUUGGGGCUCACCCCACUGGACAGGAGCAGAAGUGUAGUAGAAAAGAGCAUCGUCAAAGCCCCUACUCCUGAGCCUACAUCGUCCAAAUCCCACACCCCAGAGGAUCUCUCUGAGGAGGUGAAGCCCAUCUUCAUGGGCCGCUCGGUCAUCCGAAGGCUCAACAUCACUUUGGAGGGUCAGGUAAUCUCUCCUGUGGAACCCAAAAGCAACGACUCAGAUAGAAGGGAGCUGAGCAGCAGCUCUGGCCUUGGCUUGAACGGUAGCACCAUGACUAGCCAGACAGCAGCAAGCGACAGUUAUAACAACUCCGACUCCACCAUGCUUACGCCUCCCUCAAGCCCCCCUCCUCCUCCACCAAAUGAGGAACCAGCAACGCUUAACAAGAAGCCUCUGGUUACUUGGGACAACCUUUGUGAAACUGUUGAGGAACCUAAAGUGGAGAAAGCUCCUUCUAAAGUUAAGACUCCCACCAGCCCUCCCCAAGCUAAACCUGCAACUGCUCCAAUCCCUGCCCCCAGAACAAACCCACCUGUGGUAAUGAGGACCAAGGACCCCAAUAAACCACGGCGAGAAGAAGUCAGGAAGUCCUUUGUGGAGUGUGUGGAGGAGAUCCCGUUUGCUGACGAUGUGGAAGACAACUAUGACGAUCGCACCCCUGACACAAGUGCACAGGAUAGGUUUUACACUCCACCUACCAGCAAGGUGAACAGGGAUAAACCACCCCUGCACCUCGCUUUGGCUAUGGAAAAUGGAAAACCCAACAUUCCUGGUGUUCCAGUGUCCAGAGCAGUGAAGGGACCUCAGCACUUUUCUCCAGAAGCCAAAGAGAUUGCAGAAGAGCGGAUGAGAGAGAGGGAGAAAUCUGUGAAGAGCCAAGCUCUCAAAGAUGCCAUGGCCAAGCAGCUCAAUAAGAUGAAAGAGGCUGAGUCAUCUAAGGGUGCUGUGGCUAAAGUGGCCUGGAACGUUCCUGAGGUAGCUGUUAAAAACAAGAAACGUUCGAGUUCCCCUAAGACAUCUGCUGUGAAGGCCUUGGAGUCUAAGAAGCAAGCAGAGACACUUCCUGACCGUAUUUUCACCUCACCAUUAAACAAGAGUUUGGAGAGCUCCGUCACCUCUUCUGAAAGCUCCACAGGGGCCAAGAGUAAGAAGCGCAGCUCACUUUUCUCUCCACGCAAGAACAAGAAAGAGAAGAAGGCCAAGAAUGAAAGCAGGCUCUCCGGUACUGAAGAAACGCCUCCCAAACACAAGUCCUUAUGGAAGGCUGUGUUCUCUGGGUACAAGAAAGACAAAAAGAAAAAAGAUGACAAAUCUUGUCCCAGCACGCCGUCUAGCUCUACAACUGCAGACUCCGGAGUGAAGAAAGCAUCACCUAUGGCCAGAUCUUCAGAUUUGCGUUUGAGAAGAAACCUCAGCUUUUCUGAGGACUCUGAUCUUUCCUGUGAUGAUGUUCUAGAGAGGUCUUCUCAGAAGUCCAAGGCAGACCGACAUAUGGACUUGUUCGAUCUAGUGUCAGAUUUGAAAAAAGAUAUUAUGAAGGAGGAGAAGGAAAAAGAUAAGGAAAGGGUGAGGCAUAGAGAGAGGGGGAAGGGGAGGAGCAAGGAAAAAUCAAAGGUGAGAAGGAACAAAAGAAGAAUGAAUGAAAUGGAAAGAAUUAACUUGAUGGAGAAAAUGAUGGACAUGGAACACGAUAAAGGAGAGGAGGAGUCUGUUUAUGUUCCUCACGCAUUGGCGUUCAAGAGAUCAUAUGCCACAAAGAAGACGUACACCGAAGAAGAGUUAAAUGCCAAGCUGACACGGAGGGUCCAGAAGGCAGCCCGUCGACAGGCCAAGCAGGAGGAGCUGAAGAGACUCCACAGGGCUCAAAUCAUUCAGAGACAGCUGGAGCAGGUGGAGGAGAAACAGAGGCAGCUGGAAGAGAGAGGAGUGGCUGUGGAGAAAGCACUGCGAGGGGAAGCAGACUAUUGGGGAGAGUCUAAUUACAGUGAGAUCCUGGACUUGCAUCUGGGCGUUGAGCCCUAUGUCGGGACCCCUCGCUGGAGACCCCUGUCCUUCUGCCCAUGCUGUACCCCAGAAGGAAUGGGUAAAAAGGACGAUCCGAAGCUGAUGCAAGAAUGGUUUAAACUGGUCCAGGAGAAGAAUGCCUUGGUGCGCUAUGAGUCAGAGCUUAUGAUAUUUGCUCGUGAGCUGGAGCUGGAGGACAGGCAGAGUCGACUGCAGCAGGAACUCAGAGAACGCAUGGCAGUCGAUGAUCAUCUGAAGACAGAGGCAGAGCUGGCAGAGGAGAAGCAGAUUCUGAAUGAAAUGUUAGAGGUGGUGGAGCAGAGGGACUCUCUGGUGGCUCUCCUGGAGGAGCAGAGACUCAGGGAAAAGGAGGAAGACAAAGACCUGGAGGCAGUCAUGCUCUCUAAGGGUUUCAGCCUCAACUGGGCUUAGCAGUAGCCAGCCCACCCCGCAUCCUCUUCAGAGCAUCCUCUUUGGAGUCACCGCAGGGAAUGUAAAGACUUAGUCAAACCUGCCUGUCUCUCUUGCGCCGGUUCAUUUGGCAAGUGGGUAACGUUAACACAUCUUCUCAUGAGCAAGUCGACAAUGUUUACGUGUCCUCCUGGCUUGGCUCAGAGCUGGCCACUCUACCUGUCACUCGCUCCGCUCAACUGGGAAUACAGCCAAGGCCUUGUCUCUCUGCAAGAUAUUUUACCAUACUUGUUGGAAGAGAAAAUUCACUUUGAAGAUUGUAUUUGUUUUUAAGGUUUUUUUCGAAGCUGUUUUUGGUUUUGAGGAAAAGGGAAUCAACGGGGAUGAUGUGGACGUUUUAGAGACUUUUCAGACCGAACACAAAGUAGUCAAUGCAGCUUAUUUCAGAAGGUCCCAUUCAGCACCUGUUACAUAAGAGUAUUUUGGAAGAGCAGAGAGGUACUUGGACUUCAUUUCCCGACCUGCCUUUUGACUACUGACUGAAAGUAGCAACACCCUACAGUAGAGCUGCCUUUGCUUCUAAUCAAAACUCCACAGUUCAAUGUGGAGAAGUGAUCAACAAGGCAAUAUAAGCAUCUUAUGACAAUUACAUUAUUCUGCAGCAAUUCAGCUACAGUGAUCGAUUAGAAUGGUCGAAACUGUUAAAUAAUGUAUUUAUUAUACUUGUUUUACAGAAAAAGCAUGCAGUGGAUUUCUUUGUGUUCAAAUAAUGCAGAGAAUGUCCAGGUACAUAUCUACAAUGAAUGGGGAAAAGUUCUGUUUGAUUUUUCCAUCAGCCACCUCAUAUCAGGACAAGAUGCUGUUGUCUCAGAGCAAAGUCACAUAUCCUCUGUUGUAUAUAGUACAUGGCCUUUAGCUCAUAUUAAAGGUGUUGACACACUCUUAGUGGAGCAUCUCAGUUGCAGCUUGUAGUGCUGUCCCUUUGGUCUCAAGUGAUCUUACUUUUUCUUAUUUAACGGUUUACAAUCACUAAUCAGACAUGACUUUCUUGUAGUUACACUACAGUUUACAGGAAUAGUGCAAUAUCAUGCAGAUAUUCUUAAUUAAUACAGUGUAGGAAGGAAGAACAAAUAUUAAUGUAAAGAGAAUAUUCAGUAAGACUGCUGAUAUUUGUGAAUCAACAUUUUCUAAUUAUUUCUAGCAUCCACAACAUGUGACAUAUCAGUGGAUCACAAACCUCUGUUACAUCAUUUGCAUCAUUUGUUUCUGACAAGUAAGAGGAUGAAAUAUUAAGUAAAUCUGCUGCCCAUUCUCAUACUAAUAUCAGCAACCAGGGACAGAGAUGAUAAACGCCUGAGGACCGCUUGCACUGGCUUUGGAAUAAUAUGCCUUUUUCACAUGUUACAAGCCAUUUUCAGAUCUACAAGGUUUUACUCACCUCCAUGGCUUAUUUUUUAUUUAUUUGUUUUUAUAAAAAAUACAUUUGUAUUAAAUACAAGUGUUCAAACAUCACUAACAUACAGCAGACGCUCUUGUUAGUUGUGCUAGUCACAGAACAGCAAAUAUUCAUGUACUUCGCAAAUCAACUUGUAUGCCUUUUGUCAAACUGUACAUUUCAGCUUUGGCACCAUUUGAGCUGUAUAGGUGGACACAUUUCUGUAAGUAAACAUGACUGUGAAUGAAAAGUUACACAAGUUCAAGGCUAGUUGUUUAAACUGUGUAAAUUGUUUUACAGAGUUUAAGUUUAUUGGUAUUUAUUAACACGUGUUGGGAAAAAACAUGUAUUAUAUGUAAAGAAAAUGGAAUCUAAUUUUUAAACUUGUAUGUUGUCAACUCUUGUAAAUGCUUCCUGUAGCUAAUGUGCAUAUAGGAUGUUGGAUGUAAGUUGAAAUGGUAAUAAAAAAGAGCUUUUGUUCCUCA
Colossoma macropomum (tambaqui) is the source of this 9933-nucleotide messenger RNA. It is a transcript of the gene mical3a, whose product is annotated as microtubule associated monooxygenase, calponin and LIM domain containing 3a. The record is from RefSeq and is a predicted model, not a curated record. NCBI's taxonomy places the organism in Eukaryota, Metazoa, Chordata, Actinopteri, Characiformes, Serrasalmidae. Gene Ontology annotation, molecular function: protein binding; FAD binding. Bases 598 to 8034 code for a protein of 2478 amino acids. The transcript is spliced from 48 exons.